Messenger RNA from Synchiropus splendidus (mandarinfish), 2052 nucleotides. RefSeq lists its product as uncharacterized. The record is from RefSeq and is a predicted model, not a curated record. The transcript has 7 exons. The coding region runs from base 42 to 1664 and encodes 540 amino acids. NCBI's taxonomy places the organism in Eukaryota, Metazoa, Chordata, Actinopteri, Syngnathiformes, Callionymidae.
GCGGAUCAACACCUGUAAGGUCAAUAAGCACUGGAGGAUCAAUGGCUGAGACUACUAGAUCAAGUACAUCUGUUGCUUCAACAGCAACCACGGGAUCAACUACAAUGAGCGGAUCAACACCUGUAAGGUCAAUAAGCACUGGAGGAUCAAUGGCUGACACUACUAGAUCAAAGACAUCUGUCGCUUCAACAGCAACCACGGGAUCAACUACAAUGACCAGAUCAACACCUGUAAGGUCAAUAAGCACUGGAGGAUCAAUGGCUGACACUACUAGAUCAAAGACAUCUGUUGCUUCAAUAUCAACUACAGGAUCAACUACAAUGACCAGAUCAACACCUGUAAGGUCAAUAAGCACUGGAGGAUCAAUUGGAAGCGCUGCUGUAUCAACCACAACUGGAAAGUCAGUGAUCACUCAAACUUCAUCAACAAGUCGAGGCAAUUUAGCGACUGGUGGUGGGUCAUCGUCCACUGGAAGAUCAACAGCAGAUGCUCGAGGAUCAACCAUUGAGAGCAGAUCAAUGGGCCCCAGAAUAUCAACUAUCAAUGGAGGCUCAAUGGCCACUGGAGUUGUAAGCAGAUCAACAGCAGCCAGUAGAACAGCAUCUAUAGUUGAGUCAACAAAACAUGGUGAUGGUGCUUCAACAAUUCAUAUCAGUGCAUCAAGUGCAGCUCAGCAGACAGUUUUCCACAAAGGAACUACACAAACGGAACCAGCAACAAUACACUCCACAGAAACAACACUGGAAAAGACGACCCCAGAGCCUGAACGUAUUGUCAUCUUGGUUUUUGUCAUAAUCGUUCCUUUCAAUGAUGCCCUGACAAAUCCAACCUCAGUGGAAUUCAUCAAUCUGCAACGAGAGGUUAUAUUCAUGUAUGACUUCAUCUUCAGGACAAGCUUCCCUGGCAUCUACAUCCGCACAGUUGUCAUAGCUUUUCGUCCAGCUGCUGGUGGCACCACACGGGCUGUUAACACCGAAGCACAAGUGGAGGUGGUGUUUAACAAUUCUGCGUCCGCCAGUGCGAUUCCAGCCUCAGACAUGGUCCGAGAAGCCUUUGUUGAAGCUGUGACAAACUCAAAUAACACCUUCAACCUUUCUGUUGAUGCUGAAUCCAUCAGAAUUGUCAGUAAAACAACCGUGGUGUCAACUACUGCAAUAGCACGUUCAAAUACGAUAGCAACAACCUCAAAUGCAGCACAUGGUGCAACGACAAAGAAAGCUACAACCAAAGCAACAACAACCGCUGCUGUCACUGAAUCCCUCACUACAAAAGUGGUGACCUUCAGAUCUGUUGGAGAAACAUUUACCAGUGAGUUGUUGAAUCCAUCGUCAGCAGCAUUUACGCAACGGGCUUCGACUAUUAAAACCAUGCUGGAACCGCUUUUCGAGCCCAUCACAUCAUUUCGUUCCUUGGUUGUGGUUUCAUUCAGAAACGGAUCAAUCAUUAACACAAUGAACUUGAGGUUUUUAGCCUCAUCUGUGCCCAGUGACCGCGAGAUUGCACAAGUCUUAAUCGAUGCAGCGUCCAGCAUCACAGCGUUCAACAUUGAGCCCACAUCCAUUUCUGUGGACGGCACACUAAUUUCUGGUGGAGUGCUUCACAAUGUCAGUCUCUUCACUGCCGCUAUCCUGGUGCUGGUCUCAUGGAAACUGUCAUCUCAGUAAAUUCUAAUGCAAUGUCAAAUGUGAUCACUGGUUUGAAAGGGGACUUCUCAUAGGGAACAAUGAUUCGCGACCAAUAUAAAUGUACAGACACAAUAUCUUGUAAGCGAUGGAAAAUCGACAUCUCAAGUCAGCUUUAUUUUAUCAGAACUAACGCGUCAAUGUUGGUGAACAUGUUCACCAGUCAGCUGCAUCGUGGUCAUCAGCAAGAAAACAACCUCCUGAUGUUUCUCGGCUGUGGAGUUGCUUUGAAAUCAUGAUGCCAGUUGUCCAGCAUGAUUAGUCAGCCUUGUACGAUUACCUUUUCUUGUUUGUAUGAUCAUAUGCAGUUGUUAAUGUAACCGAUAUUGCUGCAGUGAAAAGCAAGAGAAUAAUAAAAAGUGUGGUUAAU